UUCCUUCUUCACUCUGCUUCACUCUUUCGUACUCGUCUCUGCUUCUCCUCUUCACAAUUCACCAUUUCAAUUCGUCUCGCCAAUGUCGUCCUCGGAGAUAAUUACGAAACCUUCGCUUAAGCCACCGUUGGAAUCGACACCGAUUCUCUCACUUCCCGAUGAUUUACUGGUGAGUUGCCUCGCACGCGUUCCCGUAAUGUAUCACCUGACUAGUACCUCCUUAGUUUGCAAGAGGUUUCAAUCUCUCCUUACUUCACCGGAGCUUUUCGAGGCUCGAUCUCUCUUAGGCCUCACUGAAACUUGUCUCUUUGUAUGCUUUCGUUUCUCUCCUGACAAUAAGCCUCGCUGGUUCACUCUCUUCCCGAAUUCAACUGGGUAUGUUUUCGCUCCGGUCCCAACUCUCAAUUUUCCUCAAUCUCCAUGUGAAGAACAAGUGGUUGUAGUUGAUUCUGCAAUCUACGCCAUUGGAGGACCCAUCAACGAUGCACCUUCCUCCACCGUCUCGGUUUUAGACCGUGGAUCUCGCACUUGGCGUGAGGCUCCAAGCAUGAAGAUGGAGCGGUUUUUCGCAGCCGCUAAUGUCUUUGAUGGAAAGAUUUAUGUAGCAGGAGGAUGCGAGAGCGAAGACUGUGAUGAUUCCUCGAAUUGGAUGGAGGUUUUUGAUCCAAAAACCAAGACUUGGGAGUUUGUGUCGAGUCCUUUAGCUGAUAGAUGUGGGAUUAGGAUUCGCAAAAGCGUUGUGAUUGAUGGAGAAAUCAUCAUGUUUGGGUAUAAAGGUGUGACAUUUAAGCCUAAGGAAGAUAAAUGGGAAGAGAUGGGAUCAACUCAUUAUUUGAAUUUAGGAGGGAUAAUGAUGUCUUGUUGCGUGAUUGAUAACGUGGUAUAUAGGUUUCAGAGGUCAGAGAGAAUCGUAUGGUAUGAUUCUGAGAAAAGAUACUGGAAAGAUGUCAAGGGUUUGGAAAGUCUCCCUAAGUUUGACAUUUAUGCUCUUGCUAGAUUGGUGGAUUUCGGUGGGAAGGUGGUGGUUUUGUGGGAAAAGCCUUUGCCUUGUAGUGGUGAUAAGGUGUUGAAAGUGAUUUGUUGUGCCGUGAUUUCGCUUGAGAGACGUAUGUCACGUAUCAAUGAGAUUUGGGGUAAUGUUGAGUGGCUUGAUGGUUUGCUUACAGUUCCUGCGUCUUGUGGAUUUUCUUGUGCUGUUGCUGCUGAGUUCUGACUUGAAAACGUAGUGAAUCAUCUUGAGUGAUGCAGGUUGAAGAAUUUGGUGAGUUUGCAUCGGUGCUGAGAAUGUAGGAGAUGAAAGUAUUUUGCGUGGUUUAUAAAGAAUUGUAACAAGAUGCACAGUUUGAAGAGUAUUUGGUAUUGUAGUAAACAAAACUCUUUGUUUCUUAUUCCCUGAAAUCUGCAAAGGCUUUUGCUUGCUUCUUACAAUUUAGAAUAUCUCUGAGUACACUUAGCCUUGAGACGUAUGUAUGCUCGUUGUUUUGACAUUGCUUUUGGUUAAUAUAGUGUCUGGAUGACAAACUCGGUUUUUUAA
Messenger RNA from Eutrema salsugineum, 1534 nucleotides. RefSeq names its product F-box/kelch-repeat protein At5g49000. The transcript has a single exon. NCBI's taxonomy places the organism in Eukaryota, Viridiplantae, Streptophyta, Magnoliopsida, Brassicales, Brassicaceae. Bases 83 to 1213 code for a protein of 376 amino acids. Gene Ontology annotation, molecular function: protein binding. The record is from RefSeq and is a predicted model, not a curated record.